AUGGCUGCGGAGGAGCGGGUGCUUCCCGUUUUGUUGGUGCCGGUCCCCGCCGAGGCCGCAGUGCGCCUGGGGUCCCGGGCGCAGCUGCACAGAGACCAGGCGGUCCUGGGGAGUCUGACGGCCGCAGGCAGCCUUCACGUGCUCCCCUUGGCGCCGGGCGGCCGAGGUGGGGGCGACUGCCGCCUGGAAGGCUGUUUUCGGCAGUUUGUAUGGGAGGAUUCUCGUCACAGUGGGACACCAAACGACAAGCCCAGACUGCUUGCUGUUAGUGAAAAUUAUGAACUGCUCAUCUAUGAAUUUAAUUUGGAAGAUGGAAGAUGUGAUGCAACCGUUUUGUAUAGCUAUAGUGAGGAGACAUUGCAGAAGCUUGUUGAAGAUCAAGAUAUCAGUAUUUUCUUACUGUCUUUGAGAAUUCUGUCAUUUCACAACAACACAUCAUUAUUGUUCAUCAACAAGUGUGUUGUCCUGCAUGUUAUGUUUCCUGAAAGAGAUACUGCGAUUAGGGUACUCAGCUGUUUCACAUUACCCUUACCUGCGCAGGCAGUGGACAGGAUUAUUGACACGCAGCUCUGCAGAGGAGUUCUCUUUGUUUUGAGUAGUUUAGGCUGGAUCUACAUUUUUGACAUUGUGGAUGGUAGACAAAUAGCUCAUGUGGAUUUAGCACUUCCUCAAGAAGAUGCGUGUAAUGAGCAGCAACAGGAGCCAGCCAGGAGUUCUUCAUUUACUUCACUGAAAGUGUCUCAGGACCUGGAUGUUGUAGUGGUUGUGGGCGUCUCCAGCACUGCAGUUGCUCUUAACUUGAAUUUGUACUUCAGGCAAUACCCAGGACACCUGUUAUGUGAAAAAACUCUACAAGACAUCCCUAUUGAAGGUCCCCAGGGGAUAGAUGAAGAUGAUCCUGUUAAUUCUGACUACAACAUGAAACUGACCAAGUUUUCCUUCCGAAUUGAUAGGUCUUGGAAAGCCCAGCUGUCAUCACUGAAUGAAACAAUAAAGAGCUCCAAGCUGGAAGGUUCCUGCCGUGCUCCAUGGUACCAGGAUGUUUCACAUCCGGAGUCCCCCGCAUCUGGCAACCGCAGUACCGGUGUGUCAGAUGGGGCCUUCAUUCCACAGGAUGUCACAUGCAGCCCGUGUAACUUUCCACAGAAAGGCCCUGCCAGGACCAGUGGUCCAGGAAGAGUGUGGAAAAGGAUGCACAUCAGGGAACAGGAGGAGUCCCUUGAGCUUGCCUGUGUGUCUGUGACAGGCUUCACUGCACUGUUCACUUGGGCAGGGGAAAGGACAGGCUGGACCAUUGUCCUGUGGGACUUGGAGACCCAGAGUAUGCAGUGUUUUUUGCUGGGCAAAAAAUGUAUUCCUGUAGACAGUGGUGGAGACCGGCAGCUGUGCCUCGUCUUGACAGAAAGUGGACUGUCUCUGAUUUUGUUUGGUUUGACUCAAGAGGAAUUUUUAAAUAGGCUGAUGAUCCACGGAAGUGCCAGCACUGUGGACUCUCUCUGUCAUCUUAAUGGUUGGGGGCGGUGUUCCAUCCCCAUACAUGCACUGGAGGCAGGUAUAGAAAACCGCCAGCUGGACACAGUAGAUUUCUUUUUAAAGAGCAAAGAAAAUCUUUUGACUCCAUCCUCAAAAUCUUCUGUAUCUGACCAGUUUGAUCACUUUGCAUCCCAUCUAUAUUUAAAACAUGUGGAAGAGCUGACACCAGCGCUGGAUUUACUUUGCUCAGCAAUUAGAGAAAAUGAUUCUGAAACCCAGAGCAAACACUUUUCAGAACAGUUACUUAACCUUACACUGUCUUUCCUUAACAAACAAAUAAAAGAGCUUUUUAUUCACAUUGAAGAGCUAGAUGAACAUCUACAGAAAGGAGUGGACAUUUUGACCAGCUACAUUGAUGAACUUCGAAGCUUCAUGAUUAAGUUUCCCUGGAAGCUAACAGAUGCUAUAGAUGAAUAUGAUGUAAAUGAAAAUGUCCUCAAAGUAAAGGAGAGCAAUAUAUGGGAGAAACUCAGCGUUGAGGAAGUUAUUGCCAAUGCCAUUUUAAACAACAGAAUACCAGAGGCACAAACUUUCUUCAGGAUUAACAGUCAUUCUGCUCAAAGACUUGAGGAACUGAUUAGAAUAGGCCUAGAUUUGGUCUUUGACAAUUUGAAAAAAAACAAUAUAGAGGAAGCCUCUGAGCUUUUGAAGAAUAUGGGCUUUAAUGUAAAAGACCAGUUGCUCAAGAUAUGCUUCUAUACAACUGAUAAAAGUAUACGGGACUUUCUGGUUGAAAUUUUUCAAGAAAAAAAUUAUUUUUCUGAAAAAGAGAAAAAGACUGUAGACUUUGUGCAUCAAGUUGAGAAGUUUUAUUCAGGACACUUACAAGAAAAUUUGCAGAUCCAGUCUUUACCCAGGUAUUGGAUAAAGGAACAAGAUUUUUCCAAGCACAAGUCUGUUUUGGACCCGUUGCUGAAAUAUGAUCAUAAAGAUAAACUUAACAAGCAAGAUCAUAGGAUUGUGUUAAAUUGGGCUCAGUGGUGGAAUCAGCCAACACAAGAAUCCAUCCUUCUCCCCUGGAUAAAUCCAGAAGGAUAUAGGUCGUAUUCUCCUGAAGCCCUCUGGAGAUACCUCACGGCACGCCAUGACUGGCCUAGCAUUAUCCUGUGGAUUGGAGAAUUUCAGACCCAGAGCAGUCAUGCUUCUCUUGAGCGGAAUAAAUGGCCGCCUUUGACUGUUGAUGUUGUUGAUCAGAAUACUUGUUGCAACAACUACAUGAGAAAUGAAAUUUUAGAUCAGCUGGCCAGGAAUGGAAUUUUUCUUACAUCUGAGUUAGAAGACUUUGAACUCUUCCUUGCCAGACUGAACCGUGUUGGGGGUGUGAUGCAGGAUGCCCUCGCUGUUCAAAACUAUAGGUCCAAAGAAGGUUGGGAUUUCCACUCUCACUUCAUUCUCUAUUGUUUGGAACACAGUCUGCAAUAUCUUCUUUAUGUCUAUCUUGACCAUUACAAACUUAGUCCUCCAAAUUGUCCUUUUUUGGGAAAAAAAGAAUUACAUGAAGCUCACCCUUGGUUUGAAUUUUUAGUUCAGUGUCGACAAGUUGCCAGUAAUUUAACAGAUCCCAAACUGGUCUUCCAGGCUAGCCUUGCAAAUGCUCAGAUACUGAUUCCCAGCAACCAGGCCAGUGUCAGCAGUAUGCUAUUGGAAGGACAUACCCUCCUGGCCCUUGCUACCACAAUGUAUGCCCCUGGGGGCGUCAGCCAGGUUGUUCAGAAUGGAGAAAAUGAGAACUCUUUGAAGAAAGUAGAUCCCCAGCUACUGAAGAUGGCAUUAACUUCUUACCCAAAGCUUAAAGCUGCUCUAUUCCCACAGUACACCGCCCCUAGUGUCCUGCCUCCCGAUAUUACACUCUACCACCUCAUUCAGUCGCUGUUGCCCUUUGACCCGAGCAGAUUGUUUGGCUGGCAGUCUGCCAAUACAUUGGCUAUAGGAGAUGCAGCGAGUCAGCUCCCACAUUUCUCUAGCCCUGACCUGGUUAAUAAAUAUGCUGUAGUAGAACGUCUGAAUUUUGCUUAUUAUUUACAUCAUGGGCGGCCAUCAUUUGCAUUUGGUACUUUUCUGGUUCAGGAAUUAACCAAGAGCAAGACCCCCAAGCAGCUGAUCCAGCAAGUAGGCAAUGAAGCCUAUGCUUUAGGGCUCUCCUGCUUCCACAUACCUUCGAUAGGAGCCGCCUGUGUGUGCUUCUUAGAAUUGCUUGGUCUCGACAGUCUCAAGCUCAGAGUUGAUAUGAAAGUGGCCAAUAUAAUUUUGAACUACAAGUGUGGAAAUGAAGAUGCUCAAUACAACUCUAUCAGAGAGUCUCUAGCUGAAAAACUGUCUAAACUUGCCGUGGGUGAAAGGGCAACCACAGAAGAGUUGCUUGUUCUCUUAGAAGAAGGCAUAUGGAACAGCCUUCAGCAGCAGGAAAUAGAGAGCCCCACAUCCACUCCCAAUUACAGGUUAUCCAGUGAAUCCAGCAGCCAGUGGGCAUUAGUGGUACAGUUCUGCAGGCUCCACAAUAUGAAACCAAGCACAUCUUACCUUAGAGAAUGUGCCAGAGCAAAUGAUUGGUUACAGUUUAUUAUUCACAGCCAGCUCCAUAGUCAUCACCCAGAGGAGGUGAAAUAUCUUCUGCAGUAUUUCAGCCCUGUCCUUCAGGACCACUUAAGACUGGCUUUUGAGAGCUUGCCCUCAGUGUCCAACUCCAGAAUGGACAGUGAUCAAGUCUGCAACAUGUACUCACAGGAACUCCAGAGACACAAAGGAGAGAUGACGGAUUUCUUUCAGAUUCUGCUUCAGUGUUCAGAGGUGCCAAACUCCUGGUGCUGGCUCCUGGGAGAAGCAGUGAAACAAAAGGCCCCAAUCCUUAGUGUCCUGGCCUCAUGUCUCCAGGACGCCAGUGCUGUCUCUUGCCUCUGUGUUUGGAUCGUCGCCUCUGUGGAGCCCCGUGUUGCAGCUGAAGCGGUGGGACCCCUUCAGGACCCAGUGGAGGGCCACAUCUGGGGCCUGGGGGACCUCUCUGUCAUCUGGAGGACGUUGCUAAUGAGGCGGAAGAUCAGGACUCUCAUCAGAGGUUUCCAGCUUUUCUUUAAGGAUUCCCCACUACUGUUGAUGAUGGAGAUGUAUGAGCUCUGUAUGUUCUUCAAGAAUUACAAGGAGGCUGAAGCUAAACUUGUGGAGUUCCAGCAGAGCCUUGAAAGUCUUGAGACAGCAGCCACAAGGGUCCCCGCUGCCAUCCCUGCCCCGUGGCUGAAGGAGCACGCGCGUUUUCUCUUGGAGCUCAUGCUGCAGCAGUCUGGCACCCAGUAUGAGCUGGGGAGACUAUUACAGCUGUUGGUUGGGGUAGAACAUCUCUUCUCUGACGGUCCAGAUGUGAAGAAACUGUGUGUCCUAAGUCAGAUUUUGAAGGACACCUCCAUAGCCAUUAAUCGUGCAAUUAUUACUAGCUACAGCCUUGAGAAUUUCCAGCGUGAAUGUAGGUCAGUUUUGGACAAACUGGAGACAGACGGACACUUUGCUCUGGCCAGGAGGGUAGCAGAGCUAGCUGAGCUGCCUGUGGACGACCUGGUGAUUGAAGAGAUCACACAGGAAAUGCAGACCUUAGAGCACAUUGACCAGUGGUCCCUGAGACAAGCACGAAUUGACUUCUGGAAAAAAUGUCAUGAGAAUUUUAAGAAAAAUUCCGUUUCCAGCAGAGCAGCAGCAGCUUUCUUCUCAGCCCGGGCCCUGCGGGCGGGCGAGCGCCCCGCUGCUGGGGGCCCCAGCGGCGCCGAGGAGCGCCACCUGCUGCUCUCGCUGGCAGGGCACUGGCUCGCCCGGGAGGACCCGGUGCCUCUGGAGGAGCUGGAGGACCUGGAGAAGCAGAUCUGGCUCUGUCGUGUCGCCCAGCACACCCUCGGGGGGAGCCGGGAGGAAGGAGAGCCCAGAGGGCCUCAGCAGGUCUCAGCUGGAGGCGAACUUUCCUUUGAUGGCUUAGCCAGUGAGUUUUCAUUCUCUCACUUGGCUGUUCUGAACACGUCAAAAUACUUAGAACUGGAUGGCCUUCCGUCCAGAGACAUUUGUGACAAUAAACUGAACUGGAAGGAGCAGGCGUCCCUAAACUGUUUGAUCGGGCGCCUGCUGGAUGACGGCUGUGUGCACGAAGCAAGCCGAGCGUGCCGGUAUUUUCGUUUCUAUAACCAAGACGUCACCUUGGUGUUGCACUGCAGAGCGCUGGCUUCAGGGGAGGCUAGUAUGGACGACCUGCACCCGGAGAUCCUCGCGCUCUUACGAAGUGCUGAGCUUCCUGAGGAAGAGGAGGAGGCUGGCAUCCCCCUAAGGAAAGUCCAGAGCAUGUCCAGUCUGGACGGUCAGUCGUUUGUGAUGCCGCCCCUCGCAGAUGAAGUGGUGAUGAACCUGGAAACUCUGACAAGCAGGUGCCUCCACGGGAAGAACUACUGCCGGCAGGUCCUCUGUCUCUACGAGCUCGCCAAGGAGUUGGGCUGUUCCUACGCAGACGUCGCUGCCCAGGAUGGUGAGGCCCUGCUCCGGGCCGUCUUGGCCUCUCAGCGGCCUGAUCGAUGCAAGCGAGCUCAAGCCUUCAUCAGCACCCAGGGCCUCAGGCCGGACACAGUGGCUGAACUUGUGGCUGAAGAGGUGACCCGGGAGCUGCUGACACCGUCGGAGGGAACAGGACACAAGCAGGUGUUUACCCCAGCAGAGGAAAGCCAGACAUUUCUUCAGCUAACCGCUCUGUGUCAAGACCGCACUUUGCUGGGCAUGAAGUUGUUGGAGAAGAUUUCCUCUGUUCCCCACGGGGAGCUGUCUUGCACCACAGAGCUGCUGAUCCUGGCUCAUCACUGCUUCACGCUGACAUGCCACAUGGAGGGCAUCAUCCGCGUCCUGCAGGCCGCCCGGCUGCUCACCGACAACCACUUGGCCCCCAGUGAGGAGUAUGGGCUGGUGGUGCGUCUCCUCACUGGCAUCGGGAGGUACAACGAGAUGACGUACGUAUUCGAUUUGCUGCAUGAGAAGCACUGCUUCGAGGUGCUCAUGAGGAAGAGGCUGGACCCUAGUGGCACCCUGAAGACGGCUCUGCUGGACUACAUCAAGCGCUGCCGCCCUGGGGACAGCGAGAAGCACAACAUGAUCGCGCUGUGUUUCAGCAUGUGCCGGGAGAUCGGCGAAAACCACGAGGCAGCUGCCUGCAUCCAACUGAAACUGAUCGAGUCUCAGCCCUGGGAGGACAGCCUCAAGGACGGGCAGCAGCUGAAGCAGCUGCUGCUGAAGGCCCUGACGCUGAUGCUGGACGCAGCAGAGAGUUACGCCAAGGACUCCUGCGUGCGCCAGGCCCUGCGCUGCCACCGGCUCACCAAGCUGAUAACGCUGCAGAUUCACUUUCUGAACACUGGCCGGAACACGAUGCUCAUCAACCUGAGCCGCCACAGGCUGCCGGACUGUAUCGCAGCCCUGCCUCGGUUCUACCAGGCUUCUAUUGUGGCAGAGGCCUAUGACUUUGUUCCUGAUUGGGCUGAAAUUCUGUAUCAACAAGUGAUUCUUAAAGGAGACUUUAAUUAUUUGGAAGAAUUUAAGCAGCAAAGGUUAUUAAGACCCAGUAUAUUUGAAGAGAUUUCAAUAAAAUGUAAACAUCAUCAGCCUACAGACUUUGUUCUGAAAAACCUGAAGAAGUUACUCACUUAUUGUGAAGACAUCUACUUGUAUUACAAGCUGGCAUACGAACACAAACUUGAUGUUGUCAAUGUGCUUCUGAAGGACCCUCAGACCGGUUGCUGUCUAAAGGACAUGCUAGCAGGUUAGGAUGGAUUCAGAUGACACAUGAGGAUGGUCACUGCCAAGAAUUCUUAAGCGCCUGUUUUCUUGUACUGAAAUGAGGUAUACAGGAUGUCUGUGGUCAGCCUAGAGAGAAACGCAGUGGGGAUCUUCGAUGUCUGAUUGUAAAACACCAGGACUGACCGUAUCAGUCCUUUGUGAAUAGUGGGUAAAAGGAUGAGAAAUUUUCACAAGGAAAUUCCUUUUCGAAAAUGAUUAUAUGCAUCUAUAUCAUUUUUUUCUAGCAUCUGUAUCAUUUUUUUCUAUAUACCAAUAUCUAUAUAUUGGUAUUAAGAUCAAAAGUUCCAUCUUCCUCAAGACAGUUUUACUUUAGGAGAUGAUACAAUAUUUAGUAAAGAAUAGCUGUGCCUGCAGAUUCCAGUUUCAAAGGAAUUUAAUAUUAUUUACACAGUUGAGGAAACAGAUGAUACAUUUCCAUUUGUUAGAAACUGAUCUCUAUAAUAAAAUAGAUUUUAAAUUCA
Odocoileus virginianus texanus is the source of this 7802-nucleotide messenger RNA. RefSeq names its product SPG11 vesicle trafficking associated, spatacsin (gene SPG11). The record is from RefSeq and is a predicted model, not a curated record. Lineage: Eukaryota; Metazoa; Chordata; Mammalia; Artiodactyla; Cervidae. Gene Ontology annotation, cellular component: synapse; cytoplasm; dendrite. Gene Ontology annotation, biological process: axon extension; synaptic vesicle transport; axo-dendritic transport.